Messenger RNA from Penicillium expansum, 345 nucleotides. RefSeq lists its product as uncharacterized. Bases 1 to 345 code for a protein of 114 amino acids. The record is from RefSeq and is a predicted model, not a curated record. Lineage: Eukaryota; Fungi; Ascomycota; Eurotiomycetes; Eurotiales; Aspergillaceae. The transcript is spliced from 3 exons.
AUGACUGGGGUGGUUGAUCUCCCCCCAUACGAGCAGACAACAGACAAACAAGCGAUUGUUCAUCCUGGGGAGGUUUAUUGCCACCUUACCGGCUGCUGGCGCGGUCGAGUUCCCCUAGCCGAAACAAGGAACUUGCGCGACCACCCUAGUCGCCAUGGGCUCAUGGUCGCCUGGACCCCAUCCGGCCGCAUCAGCGAAGCUACUAAAGCUGCCGUCGCUGCUUGGUACGAAUCCCUCUUUGAUGAUGAGGAGAAAUAUAAUCUAGAAUCGAACGAGGAAGACAAUCAAGCUGCAAAUGGAGAACAGGAUCACAACGGCAAGGUUGAAGAGGGCAGGGGACACUAA